Aspergillus vadensis CBS 113365 is the source of this 363-nucleotide messenger RNA. RefSeq lists its product as uncharacterized. The record is from RefSeq and is a predicted model, not a curated record. NCBI's taxonomy places the organism in Eukaryota, Fungi, Ascomycota, Eurotiomycetes, Eurotiales, Aspergillaceae. Bases 108 to 290 code for a protein of 60 amino acids. The transcript has a single exon.
GCAUUCAACCAUCAAUUGCAUGCAACCACAUUGGAUUAGUUUGACGGUUGGUGUUCUGCAUAGAAUGUGUCAACCGUCAGUUCGUAGAGUCGGGUUACGCAAAGAUCAUGUCGAGUGACUGCUGCUGCAGCCGGUGCAGACAGAAUGCAGAUGGAAAUGGAGGUCACGCGUGGUAUUUGCUUGCACUGGAGUGUCCGGCAGAAAUCACGGCAAGUAUGGAUUCAGCAUUCCAAUUGACCCGCCCUCUAGACUAUCACACACUAUCUGAAGAUCAUCCAAGGUGCAACUAGAAUUUCAUAGUGAGGCAAAGGCUCAAUCUACGCCUACUGUGAAAGAUCAUUGUUCGUCUAUCAGUAAUACCCC